AUGAGCUGGUGGUGGCGGCAGAAGCCCACAUCAAGCAGUGAUGCUGGCAGAGAGGGUGCUUUGUCCAGCCCUGAGACACAGGACGAGCUCAAGCCUGUCUCUGCUGUUCCAGUUCCAGACCCUGUCAAGCGCACCCUCACCCGAGAUGAGCAAAGUGAGCAGGAAUUGAUGGAGUUCUUGAGGGAGAUCCAAGCGCAAGCAGAUGCAGAACAAGCUCAGAGAACGAAAUCCAAACCGUUGGCAUCUCCGUCACCCCAAGCACCGAGUCAAACGGACAUCUCUCCCAAUUCCCUCUAUCCAACCGAGCUCUCGUGCAGAUCUGCCUUCGACUAUGCCAUGUUCUGCCAGAGCUUUGGAGGCCAGUUUGUCAACGUCUAUCGCUAUGGUUCCUUCCGCUCAUGCUCCAACCAUUGGGACGAUUUUUGGCUUUGCAUGAAGACGCGAAACUGGAAAAAGGAGGACCGUGAGAGGGCCAUACAGGAGCAUUAUCGAAAGAAAGCAGUAAAAUGGAAACCCGGGCCAAGCAGUGAAGAUGUGUGGGAGGUCCGACAGGAGCCAGUCAAGGAGCCUUUCUCCGGCAAUUUGGCAGAACUUGAAGCUCAAAUGGCUGAGUACAAGAAGAACAACCUAGCUGUGCCAGAACUUUGGACGCCGACAAAAUGA
Messenger RNA from Fonsecaea nubica, 663 nucleotides. RefSeq lists its product as hypothetical. Bases 1 to 663 code for a protein of 220 amino acids. The transcript has a single exon. NCBI's taxonomy places the organism in Eukaryota, Fungi, Ascomycota, Eurotiomycetes, Chaetothyriales, Herpotrichiellaceae. The record is from RefSeq and is a predicted model, not a curated record.